This is a messenger RNA of Cryptococcus deneoformans JEC21, 1259 nucleotides long. RefSeq lists its product as hypothetical. Gene Ontology annotation, cellular component: endoplasmic reticulum; SNARE complex. The record is from RefSeq and is a predicted model, not a curated record. Gene Ontology annotation, molecular function: SNAP receptor activity. The coding region runs from base 85 to 1230 and encodes 381 amino acids. The transcript has 4 exons. Gene Ontology annotation, biological process: retrograde vesicle-mediated transport, Golgi to endoplasmic reticulum. NCBI's taxonomy places the organism in Eukaryota, Fungi, Basidiomycota, Tremellomycetes, Tremellales, Cryptococcaceae.
CUCUUUUUGACUGUCUCUUCACUCGUUGCUCGCUAUUUUUCUCUUGACCAAGUAUAUAAUAUCCAAACCCUAAGACUUCUAACCAUGCAGGCGCCACAGACCUCCCUCUCGGAUCUCCUCCCACCACUCCACCGCCGUCUAGCCGACAUUCAAUCCUAUCAACUCCCCCGUCUUUCCACCUUUUCCGGCCCGUCAGACAUGCACAGCGAACUUGUUGAUGAACUCCGGACAGACCUCGAAUCAAUAAGACAUCAACUCGGUAUUGCCAAAGAGCUGUCUCUUUAUGCUCCUCAGCAGACCGAGGCACAGGAAGUGGAAGGAAUAGAGAGAGAGUAUAUCCGGUUGAAGUCAGAUUUCAGGAGAGCAAUGAUCGAUUCUAAAAAGGCCCUUGCAUCAAGACAAUCUAGAGCACACGAACUUUCUCUCAAGUCCGACCUCGAGCCUAAUUCUUCCACAGAUGAGACAACCAGAGGUGGAGAAGCAAAGAGUGCUGCUGAGCUCGGUAUAGGUGGUGACGACGAACUGCAGACCAAGACGAAUGAAGUGACUGUCGCCUUACGGCGAACGACUGCUCUCAUGCAGACGGAGCUCGAACGCUCCGUCUUAUCUGUUCAGAUGCUCGAAUCUUCUACUCAAACAAUGACCCUCACUCAAAGUCUCUACGAAACCUAUAGUUCCCUCCUGACCUCUUCCGCCCAGCUCGUUCGAGCCCUUGAAAAAGCAGACACGAUGGAUCGCCUCAUCAUUUUUGCAGCUCUCUUCUUCUUCCUGUGCGUCGUCGGAUGGGUCAUUAAGAGAAGGGUGUUGGACCGGACGGUGGGCGUGGUGAUCGGCGGGGUCGGUAAAGGGGUGGGGUGGUAUCUGGGUGGAAGCUGGAGGUUGAUCCGGAUGGCGUUGAGUGGAGGUAGCGGUGGUAGUAGUGGACGUGCAGGACUGGAUCUCGCAGAUCAGAGGAUUGGAGGUGGGAUGGUGGAUGGAGUCGAGGAAGGAGUGCCAAUACCGCAAGUGGGGGAAGAUUCUGCUGUGGGCGGCGUCAAGCUUGUAGCCGACUAUGAUGACGUCCCGCCGCCUCCUGCACCUGCAAGCCAGCCAUCGCAAGUGCAAGGCAUGGAGGAAAUCAACAGGAUCAAUGCUGAACGUAGAGGAGGCAAGAUUGAGGUUAUACCGAAUGAUCAAGGGGAGAGGAUCGUUCCUUCUUGGGUGCAGGACCAGGGACGCGAAGAGCUGUAACAAAACAUGACAUAGGUGAAUGUAAAUAU